Molecule: messenger RNA, 1902 nt
Organism: Neltuma alba
Lineage: Eukaryota; Viridiplantae; Streptophyta; Magnoliopsida; Fabales; Fabaceae
Product: TMV resistance protein N-like
Exons: 4
Coding region: 1-1902 (633 amino acids)
Biological process (GO): signal transduction; defense response
Molecular function (GO): ATP hydrolysis activity; ADP binding
Source: RefSeq, a predicted model, not a curated record
AUGGAAGAGCAAUCGCUAUUUUCCUCCUCUUCUCCCACCUAUGGAUGGACUUAUGAUGUGUUUCUUAAUUUUAGAGGUGAAGAUACUCGCUUUGAUUUUACCAUAAAUCUCUACAAAGCUCUGCAUCAAAAGGGCAUUCAUACUUUUAUAGACAACAAGGGGCUUAGAAGAGGAGAAGGAAUUACUCCAUCUCUUCUUAAAGCAAUCCAAGAGUCUACAAUAGCUGUCACAAUUUUCUCCAAGAAUUAUGCUUCUUCGACAUUUUGUUUAGAUGAGCUUGUUCACAUCCUUGAGUGUAGACAGAAAAAAGGUCAGCUGGUUUUGCCAAUUUUCUAUGAUGUUGAACCAUCGGAUGUGCGACAUCAAAGAGGAAACUACAAAGAAGCAUUUACUCAACAUGAGCAGAGGUUCAACAAUGAUCAGAAGAAGGCGCAAAAAUGGAAGCAGGCUCUGCGAGAUGCUGCUGAUAUUGCUGGUUUUUAUUUCAAACCUGGGAAAGAACAUGAAUGUGAUUUAAUUGAAAGGAUUGUAAAAGAGGUCUGUAGGAGGAUUAACUGCAAGCCUUUACACAUUGCUGAUUAUCCAGUUGGACUUGAGUGUCGGGUGCGCAAAGUAAUAUCUCUUCUAGAUGUUGAAUCUAAUGAAGGGGUCCUAAUGGUAGGGAUUUGUGGAAUGGGUGGAAUAGGCAAAACAACAAUUGCUAGAGCAGUAUCCAAUUUAAUUACUGAUAUGUUUGAAGCCUUUUGCUUUGUUGCUAAUGUCAGCAAAAAUUCACAAAAGCACGGCCUAGCAUACCUCCAAAAAAUGCUUCUUUCUAAACUGGUUGGGGAAGAUUUCAACUUCGUUGACAUCAAUCAAGGAAUUCCAAUAAUGAAACAGAGGCUUCACAGAAAGAAAAUUCUUCUCGUUCUUGAUGAUGUUCAUGAGCCAAGGCAAUUGCAAGCCAUGGCUGGGGCACUUGAUUGGUUUGGUUCUGGAAGUAGAAUCAUUGCAACAACAAGGGAUAAACAUUUACUAGCAAGACAUGGUGUUGAAAGAAUCUACGAAGUAGAGAGUUUAAAUGAAAAUGAAGCUCUUGAACUACUUAAAUGGAGUGCCUUUCGAGAAAAUAAAGUUGAUCCAAGUUUUAUGGACAUGUUAAACAAUGUAGUACUCUAUGCUGGUGGACUUCCAUUGGCUUUGGAAGUUAUAGGUUCCAACUUGUUCAAUAGAGGAAUCAAUGAUUGGAAUUCUGCAUUAGAUAAUUAUCGAAGAAUUCCCAACAGAGAGAUCCAACAGGUACUCAAAAUGAGUUAUGAUGCCUUGGACGAAUUUGAGAAGGAAAUUUUUCUUGAUAUUGCUUGUUGCUUUAAAGGUGACAGCUUGGAAUAUGUCACAAGUGCUCUGUAUGCUCGUGGCAUAUGCCCAGAUUAUGGUGUUAAGGUGUUGAUUGAUAAAUGCCUCAUAAAGAUUGACAAUGGCCUUGUGACAAUGCAUGAUUUGAUUCAAGAUAUGGGUAAAGAAAUUAUUCGGCAACAAUCACCAACUGAACUAGGCAAACGCUCUAGAUUGUGGUUUCAUGAAGACAUUCUCCAAGUUUUAGAGGGAAACAAGGGAACUGGGGAGAUUGAAGCCAUAAAUCUGCACAUGCCUGGAGAAAAGGAGAUCAAUUGGAGUGGAUUGGCCUUCAAAAAGAUGCAAAAUCUUAAGAUGCUUAUUGUUAGAAAUGCAAGAUUUUCCACAGGUCCCAAGCAUCUCCCUAACAGUUUGAGAUUGCUAGACUGGAAGGGAUAUACUUAUCCCUCCUUUCCAUUUGAUUUUUGUCCCAAGGAACUAGUUAUCCUCAGGAUGCCUGAAAGUUCCCUUAAACUGAAUUCACCACCCAAGGCAUGGGUUCCCGUCCGUGAGUGUAAUGGAUUUUAG